AUGAGAUCGUGUUGGUUGCGGCUUCCAUUUCGCGCCUUCGUAAGGCCAACAGCAAACGCUACGUUGGGUCGUCUCGCCCCGGCUCCAAUAAUUUUCAGCAAGUGCACAAGAACGAUCGCACGUGUCGCUUUCUCCACUCAAGUUUCCAACUCCACACUUCCACGGACGAACAUUUCCUUGUUGGGAGCUACCAAUGCGGGAAAGUCGGUCCUCAUGAACCUGUUAACGCAGUCCGACGUUUCGCUGGUGCAUGAUACGGCCGGGACCACUGCCGAUCCCAAAAGUUGCCUCAUGGAGUUGCACGGCAAGAUUGGUCCCAUUCGAUUGUUUGACACUCCGGGGAUCGAUGAGGCAGGAGAGCUAGGUGGCAUGAAGCGCGAAAAGGCGUUACAGACCAUUGGUCAGUGCGAUGUGGCUGUCAUUGUGGCCGAUCCGUUUGCAAAGGAUCCGGCUAGCACAGUUAGUUGUGUAGUGGAACUGAUACAGCACGUCCAGAAACGACAGGCAAUGAACCGCAUGGUGUCCGCAGGCACGACCAAUAAUCCAAUGGAUCCACCAGUCCCUCUGCUGAUCUUCAAUCUACGCAAAGACAAGGUGCAAGAGCUUGAGUCCAGAAGCAUGUCUAUCUCGUUUCUCAUUGAAAACCUGGAGAAAGAAAUCGAGCAAAAGUUGACCAAGAAAACCACUAACGGGGCCAAAGCCGCCCUCCCUCCGACAAUGGCAGUCGAUUUGGCGGCCACUGACGAACUGUCUCGUGACAGAGUGAUCAAUUUCGUGGAAAUGUACGCGCGUCCCCGACUUGACUCGGUGUCGCUGUUACCCGAUUCGCUGGCCCAUGAUACCCAUGCAGAGGCUGGCAACUCGCCAGCUGUGUUCCUCAACAUUCCCAUGGACCAGCAAACGCCUUCCAUGAGACUCUUGCGACCUCAGGCCAUGGUCCAAGAAGCUUUAAUUCGCAAUUUUGUUUCGACAUACUCGUAUCGGAUGGACCUGGGCUUGGCCAGGUCGGACAAUCCGCUCCAUGUACAAAAGGAAAAAGAUCGCUUCCUCCGAGCGAUCGAUCCAUUUUUGGCAUCGGGAGAUUUGAAAGCACUCAUCACAGACUCUCAAGCCAUUGACCUUGUAGCGCCCUGGACGUUGGAUGCAAACGGUCACGAAUUGGUACCCAUCACAACGUUUAGUAUCACCAUGAUCAGAUACCUUUCUGGCGGCAGAUUGGGUUACUUUGCAGAUGGACUGCGAAAGUUAGACCAAAUGAUGGCCGGUGAAGCACUGCCCGUCAAUGGUCAAAAGUGGAACAUACUUAUAUCAGAGGCAUGCAACCACACUCGUCUGAAUCUGGAAAAGGAAUGCGCUGACAUCGGGACCGUUCAGCUUCCCAAUUAUCUGUCCGCGAAGUUGGGCAGUGACAACGUAUCAUUUGAAUUCGCCUUCGGGAAGCAUGCCAUUUUCGACCCCCUACGAUAUGAUCUUGUGGUCCACUGCGGAGGAUGUAUGCUGACCCCUCAGCAAAUGAAUUGUCGUGUUGCAGAUCUGGCUCAUGCUGGUGUGGCAGCCACAAACUAUGGGUUGCUACUCGCCAAGAUCCAGUCUCCGUCAACAUUGGCACGAGUGCUCCGACCCUGGGGGGUCGAAUUUGAUAGUCACGAGCGCCCUCAGUUGCCUUCAGCUGCUUAA
This is a messenger RNA of Seminavis robusta, 1677 nucleotides long. NCBI's taxonomy places the organism in Eukaryota, Bacillariophyta, Bacillariophyceae, Naviculales, Naviculaceae. The record is from the annotation of a GenBank genome assembly.